AUGUCGUGUGUGGUGUGUGCGUGUGUGUGUGUGUGUGUGGUGUCUGUGUGUGUGCGUGCGUGUGUGUGUAGGGCGGAGCGGGCAGCGGAGGGGCCGUCGUUCAGCGGUGUAUGUAAGUGUUUCUCUCGGACUAAAGGACAUGGCUUCAUCACACCAGCCGAUGACAUCUUUGUCCACAUCUCAGAUAUCGAGGGGGAAUACGUGCCUAUGGAAGGAGAUGAGGUGAGCUAUAAGGUGUGCUCCAUCCCUCCCAAGUGCCAGAAGAUCCAGGCGGUGGAUGUCACCAUCACCCACCUCAACCCAGGAUCGAAGCACGAGACCUGGGGCGGGGCGCUGCUCAGCUCCUCCUGAGUCCCGGAGGUUUCUGGAGGGGAGAAAUGUCAACAGGGAAAGGGUCCCCUUCUUUUUUUAGUUUUUGGGUUAAUGCUUGUUGUGGGAGGGAAUGGAAAGGUUGGUAUUUGAAUAGAGAAGACGUGUAUCAUUAGACAGGAAGGUUAAUUAAAUAAAGCUGCAUCACUUCAACAAGA
Messenger RNA from Oncorhynchus tshawytscha (Chinook salmon), 527 nucleotides. Its product is annotated as calcium-regulated heat-stable protein 1-like. Gene Ontology annotation, cellular component: cytoplasm. Gene Ontology annotation, molecular function: mRNA 3'-UTR binding. The coding region runs from base 1 to 351 and encodes 116 amino acids. The record is from RefSeq and is a predicted model, not a curated record. Gene Ontology annotation, biological process: regulation of mRNA stability. NCBI's taxonomy places the organism in Eukaryota, Metazoa, Chordata, Actinopteri, Salmoniformes, Salmonidae. The transcript has 3 exons.